Molecule: messenger RNA, 3902 nt
Organism: Hemicordylus capensis (graceful crag lizard)
Lineage: Eukaryota; Metazoa; Chordata; Lepidosauria; Squamata; Cordylidae
Gene: SLC39A5
Product: solute carrier family 39 member 5
Exons: 11
Coding region: 1382-3262 (626 amino acids)
Biological process (GO): zinc ion import across plasma membrane; BMP signaling pathway; intracellular zinc ion homeostasis
Cellular component (GO): membrane
Molecular function (GO): zinc ion transmembrane transporter activity
Source: RefSeq, a predicted model, not a curated record
CCCCUGUGCACUUGGUACAGGAGAUUGUUGGUACACGGAAGGAAGCCUCCUUGGGGCAUAUCAAGAGCCCCAGGAGGCUUCCUUCCCUGUACCAACAAUCUCCUGUACAGGGGCUGCCUUUCCCUCCCUCCCUCUCUCUGUGCUGUGCCUUUAACAUCGGCACACAGAAGUGUGGCAGGUGCGGCUUUCCCCAUCAUUUGUUCUCUGUGCCAGAAAAGCUCCAUCUACUUAACACCUCUGUGACCAGCUGCCCUUAAAGGGAAAGGAGCCUGGGGAGGAACCACAAGCAAUCCUAGACCCCAACACUUUAUCCAGCCUCCAAGCUGCAGACAUCUAGCCCCCACAGAGACUUGUGACUUCCAAACUCCUCCCUGGGCCUCAGGCCGCUUGCCUCCUACGUGCCACUCCCAGGUCCAUCGAGCAAGGCUUGGAUAGAGCCUCAGCGACCCUUGACCCUUCCAAGUUUUCAGCCAAGCCAGAUCUUCCAGCACCAGAAGCAGCAACUCUUGGCAUUCCCACAUAUCUGAGAGGCUAGGGGGAAACCAAACAAGGUAAUUCUGUUUCGUUUUACAUGUUAUGCAGGCUUUAGACCCCAUUCUUUUAGGAAAUCCUUACUCUGUUCAAACAGCACAAAUGUUCCCACUGGCGCUAUAGAUCUCUUAGAGGAGGCACCGUUCCUUAGAAAUAACACCUCCACCUCCAGAAAGUUCCCCAGAAUAGUCUGUGGCUCCUCAGCUCCCCAAAACAAACAGCUUCACCUACAUCUUCUUAGGGACCCUUUUGUGUGCUGACCUUUAACUCCUGCUGUGGGACCUAUUUAUAAGCUAGAUGUGGCUUACAUUAUGUAUUUGAAUAGCAUGCUUGGGACUGGCCAUGUCUCUUUCUAUGCAAAAUGCACCCUUGCAGGAGGUGAUGGUGCAGAUCUCAAUCAGGACAAUGAGGAGGGAGGGGGACUAACCUUCCCUCCCCACUUUCCAUUUCCCUUCUGAAACUUGCUCUGUCAAGCUGUGUGCUACUUGCCUUGAUUUAAAAUAGACAGACUUUUCAGUAGAGUGAUCAGAUGCUAUAGAAUGCAGGGCUCUUAUUAUUUGCAUUCAAGAGAGUUUUCAGCAGGUGUGGUUUGUUAUGUCCUAGUUUGCAGGGGUGAGAAAAGCAGCACCUUGCAGAAUGUACAGUUUUGUGGCUUCUGAAGACGGCUUAAAAGUUGAAAGACAUACUGCACUGUACACUACAAUACACUUUUUAUUUUUGAGCAUCAAGUUGAGACUUUGCCUUCUCCCUCCUGUCAGGUGCCUGAAAACAACCUUCAAGUUUGUCCCCCUGCCCUCACCGCCUUUUUUCGCAGUCUCAAGCAGGCAGCAAGAACAAGAGGCCCCUCUUGAUGGACCAGAGGACAUGGAGGUUUCUUCUGGCUGGAGCGUGGAUGACCCUGCUCUCCCUGCAGGGCAUAUCUAGUCUGUCACCAGCUGAUCCUCUGGACUUGGUGGCUGGUAGUGCUGCCUGGGCCCUGCCGGAAGAUGCCACCCAAGAGCAGGGUUACUACCUGCAACAGCUCUUUGGGCAGUAUGGUGAGAAUGGCACCCUGUCCUUUGAGGGCUUGACGCGCCUGUUGCUUAGCCUGGGGCUCGGGAAGGUGCAGGUGGUAGAGAUUGAGCACGAGGCGCUUGGCCAUGGCCACGUCUCCCAUCUAGACAUCUUGGAGGUCCAAGAUAACAAGCACUUGCACUCCCACUCAGCAGAGGAGCACCUUGGCAAGUCUCAAGCAGAGAGCAUCACGACCACCAGGCCUCGAGACUCUCAGCUGGGCCAUACAAUCCCAGCAUCUGUACUUCCUACACUCCCUGGGGUCAACCAUGUCACCAAGCCCAACGUUUGGCCAGCACCACCACGGCUAGCUGGAAAGGCUGCAGACUCUUCUCUGCCUUCCCGUGGAGAUUCCAGCCUAAGCCUUCUAGAGAGAGUGAUUGCCCUGGAUCACUCUGUCUACAACCACCUGCACGAGGAUUGUCUCAAUGUAUCACAGCUGCUAGUAAAUUUUGGCUUGAACGCUGUCUCCAAGAUUACCCCAGAGCAGUUCACCCUGCUGUGCCCAGCUUUGCUCUACCAGAUCGACAGCCGUGUCUGCAUCCAGCACUAUGAUGAGGUGGCUUUUGGCGUGGCGGGAAGCUCUCUCUGGACUGGCCUGGGCUGGGGAUUUGCGGCCGUCACCCUGACCAGCUUGCCUUCUCUGCUGGCCAUUGUCCUCGUCCCUCUCCUCAGCCGCAAGUUCUUCCACUUCCUGCUUACUUUCCUGGUGGCAUUGGCUGUGGGGACGCUGUGCGGGGACGCAUUGCUGCAUCUCUGGCCACAUGCACAGGAACAGUCCCACAGACUACUGGCACCGAAUGAACAGCCCACGGUAGAGGAUGCAGUACUGAAAGGCCUGUGUUUGAUGGGGGGCAUUUACCUCCUCUUCCUCAUUGAAAAUCUCAUGGGAACCCUCAGACGAAUUCCGGCAAAGAGGAAGAGCACUGGGAAGCAACCUGAGGAGUCUCCUGCUAAGACAGAAGAGAGUAGUGGCAUCGGUUUAAGGGCGACAUCUCACCGUGCUGAAUCUCAGAGUCUGACAGUGCCUGAAGGAGAAGCUGGGACUCUUUACAAUGAAGUCCGGGACUGCUCUAUCCAGAUUCGCAGCUUGGAGGACUAUGAAGCGAGCUCAGAAAUGCAGUCAGAAGACCUUCACCACCAUGGCCAUUCCCACAGCCCAGCUGACAGCCUCCAUGCUGGGAUAGCUGACAUAGCUUGGAUGGUUAUUCUAGGGGAUGGGAUACACAAUUUCACAGAUGGGCUGGCCAUUGGGGCUGCCUUCUCUGAUGGACUCUCUGGUGGUUUAAGCACUACUGUGGCUGUAUUCUGCCAUGAACUGCCCCACGAACUUGGAGAUUGUGCGGUCCUGCUGCAGGCCGGCAUGCCACUCCGGCGAGUGCUGCUUUUUAACCUGCUGUCUGCGUUCCUGGCCUUCUGGGGCACCAUGGUGGGGACAAUCAUCGGUCAGAGCUCCUCACAAGUCACCCCCUGGGUCUUUGCCAUUACAGCUGGCAUUUUUCUGUAUGUGGCUCUUGUGGAUAUGCUGCCAGAGAUGCUACAGAGAAGUCCCAGCAAAGGCAAAAAGGGCUCCCUCAUCCGCUUCAUCCUCCAGAACUUGGGCUUCCUUCUUGGGGGAGCCCUCAUGCUCUGCAUUGCCCUCUUUGAAGGACAGAUGAGUUUCCAUGUGGAUGGAUAGCACUCCUCAGCCUGUGACUCUCUACUGCAAGAUGGAAUGAAAACCUGACCCUCUCCCUAGCCUCCUUCCUAUAGCUUUAUGUGGGGCUAUAGAAUUACACCAUGUUAGCAUCUAAAUGAAUUGAGGGGAAAGAACUCAAGAGGAAGAGCAGAAGCACCAGCUAAGCACCAUUUUGAUUUCCACUUCCCCUGCACCUUGUGUGUAUAGUUGGCAACAGUAAUGUGCCAAACUGAGAAUAUCCAUAUCUCACCCAGCUCCUGUGCCUCCAUGUAAAAGGAGGAAGGUUAUAACUGACUUUCAGUAACUGAAGUGCAUAUUGAAAAACUAUCUGAACGGUAAAGGUGGAGACACCACACAUUACUUGAGAGAGACUGAAUGUAUUUGACAUGUGAUGCCUCAGAAUGCAAUGCACGGAGAAAUUUUAUUUAAGGAUUGCAAAUGUUUUAAGGGAGCAGCACACAUCUCAUACAGGUUGCUGGUUCCUGUUCACUCCAGUUAAAAGGAUGCUUUCAACAGAAGCUACUCUGAGUUGGGGGUUCUGGGGAAAAAUACAAAGGUAUGAUGAACUGAGUUGCAAGCAUGGCUACAUUCUGCAAGCUGGCCGUGUUAUGAAUUCCACAUUAAAAGUUACAUGUCAUGU